Molecule: messenger RNA, 1386 nt
Organism: Penicillium bovifimosum
Lineage: Eukaryota; Fungi; Ascomycota; Eurotiomycetes; Eurotiales; Aspergillaceae
Exons: 2
Coding region: 1-1386 (461 amino acids)
Biological process (GO): long-chain fatty-acyl-CoA metabolic process
Cellular component (GO): peroxisome
Molecular function (GO): alcohol-forming very long-chain fatty acyl-CoA reductase (NADP+) activity
Source: RefSeq, a predicted model, not a curated record
AUGAUUUGGGACUACUACAAUGAAAAGAUCAUAUUCAUUACUAGAGGGACUGGGUUUAUUGGAACUGCGCUUCUCUGUCGACUCGUCUCUCAAUCGUCCCCGGAACGAGUGUAUGUACUAUGCCGGGGUGGCACCGAAAUGGCAAAGGCAAAAUGGCACGAUAUGUUACCUUCGUCUAUGGCUAAAGCCCUCAGUCAUGACGAACGGAUCACGGUCCUUGACGGAGAACUGGGAAAUACUGCCACAAUGGACCUCUCGGAGACGACGCUUCAGAUGCUGAAGCGGACAGUACACGUUGUGUUCUACGUCGCAGCCACGACCCAACUUGACAAUUCCCUUAGAGAACUAGCAUACUCAGUGAUAGAACCAAGCCUGUGCCUCACGGAAUAUGUCUUCAAGUUCCCCAAGCUCGAGCGUUAUGUGUUCUUCUCUACUGCCUACGCCAACUCUCAUCUAUGGAAAUGCCAAAAGUCCACCGACGUGGCAGUGGAGGAGAAAGUGUAUCCCCUUAUUCCCCUCGAUAGCGAAGAAGACUCUUAUCGUGGUACACUUGAGGCAUGGAAAACACUGCACAAGAUGGGAACAUCAGAUGAAUACGAGGCGCAUGACUUCCCGUGGCCAUGUGCAUAUGCAAAGCAUCUAUCCGAACGAUUGAUCUUGCAAAAGGCAUCUGAAAGCAACAAUCUAGACAAAGUCCUCAUCAUGCGCCCCUCGGUCCUCGGACCGGCUGAUAGGUAUCCUUGUCCCGGUUUCGCAACCAAACACGGGACGCCAUCAACAGCCUGUGCCGCGGCAUAUAUGCUCCAUCCAGGUCGCCAGAUCAGACUCUCAACUAGAUGUCAGAACCCAAACCAAGAGACCACAAUCGACGAGGUCCCAAUCGAUGUCGUGGUGGAUCGGACCCUGGUCCAUGUGGCACUGGGAACUACCGGGUGCGUCCAUGCAGUGAGUGGAGUGCAGGGUCGGAUCACGGCUGAACAAUGGUGGCAUGCUUUCAAGAAAGAGCGGAGGCUACCGUGGAAUGCGAUACCGACUUGGACUUCGGAGGAUUGGCAUUCUCCAAAUCUCCAUCAGAUAGCGCAGAGGUACAAGAUCAUUGGUACUUCCUUUGCGUUUGCGCAGGACGAGACUCUCCGAGUUGUGGAGCAGCUUGGGGAUUUCGAGGAGGAGGGUCUUUAUUUGUUUGCUGAUCGGUCGAAGCCGUACUCUCUGCAUUUGAGGAGACAUCAUAUUCUUCAUCAUGCGAUGCAGUUAGCCAAGGAGAAGAAGUGGCCUGCAUGCCUUGCCAGGCUGCUUUGUCGGAAGGAAGUUCAGCACCCUGGCGAGCGAGACGCCUCGGCACACAGACUGAUUCCAACGUUUUCUUCCAGAUAUACACCGUUUUAG